Panicum virgatum (switchgrass) is the source of this 919-nucleotide messenger RNA. RefSeq lists its product as uncharacterized. NCBI's taxonomy places the organism in Eukaryota, Viridiplantae, Streptophyta, Magnoliopsida, Poales, Poaceae. The transcript is spliced from 2 exons. The record is from RefSeq and is a predicted model, not a curated record. The coding region runs from base 134 to 790 and encodes 218 amino acids.
GAAAAGGAGACGGCAGUUCGGGUAGGUUUGAACGCAGCUCGAUCGCCGGCUCUUACUCCUUUCUCCCAUCUUAAAUCGCUGACAAUUUCCGUAAGCCUGAACGAGAGCCCGGCCUGUUAAUGCCUGUUCGCCGAUGGGCGACCUCUCUGCUCGUGCUCGCCACGGCCGCCGCUGGUGUGGCCGUCUCGCGGCCGUCCUCUGCCUCUGCGCGACGAUCUGCAGCAAGCCAGGUCAGGGGCACGCUCACCAUCGAUCACCCCAUCCCAGCGCAUCCACACCAAACAAGGAGCGCGACGACACGCACGUCGUCCAAAUGAAUCCUAGCUACAUGGCCGCAGAUGAGGCCCCGGUGGAUCCCCUGCCGGCGGGCCAGCUGCUGCCGGCGCGGUCGCUGCAGUGCUUCGAGGACGGCCAGGUGUACAGCUGCUGCGAGGGCGCGUACAGGCUGAACCCGUCGGGGAUCCUCGCCGUGCCCGCCGGGGCGGUCGACGGCUACUGCGGCGGCGCGUGCGUGGUGGAGACGGAGGACGUGCUCAACUGCGUCGCCAGCGCGCUGGACGGCUUCGCGUUCUACAACGGCGCCUCCGUGGAGGACGUCCGCUACGCCCUCAGGCGGGGCUGUAGCCACACCGUCAGGAGAGGUGACUUCAACGAUUUGGAGCCGCACCUGGGCGACUACCCGGACAUCUACGGCAACGACGAAGACAGCGGUGGCAGCAAGGUUGUUAAAGCUCCUUUGAAGCUGCUCGCGUUUCUCGGCGGUGCCUGGCUGUUCCUCCGUGGUCACUGAAGAUGCAAAAGCGUUGCUUGUUAGCAGCACCAGAUUUAGUUUAGGCCAUUCUAUAAGAGAAGAGUACUAUUCAUUCACAAGUUAACGUUUUUCAUAGUAAAGAAAUGGAAAAAAAAUUCUUCUUGGAAA